AUGCAGAUUGCAGAGAUUUUAUCGGAUAUCACAUCGCUGCAAGUGUGUGUAAGUGUCAAACUGCAGAUUCCUGACCUGGAGCGUCCUGCCCCUCCCCCGCUUCCAAGAAGCGGAAUUCCGCGCGAUGCGGAUGCUAUAGCGCAGGGCCCAAUAAAUGGUCCAAGCACGCAUGCUUAUCUAGUACAGGGCCACAAUGAGGCACUUGCCCUCGUGAACCUGGAUAGAAACAUUCCAACAACAGAAGGCGACGAUAAUGCUGGAACAGAUGUGAAUAUGAGCGAACUGGGCAAGGCAGACUUGCAUCGAGCAAAAGAACUUGUCGAGCUUCAUUAUGAAGUCAAAUCGCGGCAUGUCAACGGUGAAGUGGAUGACGAGCUUCAACAAGCGAGGGAAGAUAUUAAGCGGGUGAUGGUGGAUCUGAACGAAGUAUAG
This is a messenger RNA of Penicillium macrosclerotiorum, 432 nucleotides long. RefSeq lists its product as uncharacterized. The record is from RefSeq and is a predicted model, not a curated record. The transcript has a single exon. Lineage: Eukaryota; Fungi; Ascomycota; Eurotiomycetes; Eurotiales; Aspergillaceae. The coding region runs from base 1 to 432 and encodes 143 amino acids.